Messenger RNA from Desarmillaria tabescens, 816 nucleotides. RefSeq lists its product as uncharacterized. The coding region runs from base 1 to 816 and encodes 271 amino acids. The record is from RefSeq and is a predicted model, not a curated record. NCBI's taxonomy places the organism in Eukaryota, Fungi, Basidiomycota, Agaricomycetes, Agaricales, Physalacriaceae. The transcript has 5 exons.
AUGAACGCCUUCAUCAGCCAUUUCUGUGAUCUUGACGUCCUACGUAUUUCUUGGCCUGGCAUGCCUAUCGGGCCUCGAACCUUUUUUGAAACGAGAAGAGUGACCGGUCACCCGCCUUUGCCACGACCCAUCUCUGACCGACAAAAAGCACUCAAAGGGACACUACCAUCAUUCAAAAAAGUGUACAUCAGGAAUGCCACGGGCUCCAACACGUUUGAGUGGUUCAACAACCAAGCUGCAUGGUAUGAUCCUACUGCUGUAUGUUCGUUGCAGUACCAUGCAGAAGUUGCGAAUGUGACAGGCCUUGAUGCCUUCUUGGAGCUCUGCAGUAACUCGCUCAACAAAGUGGUGAUCCGAACCAUGGAGACCAUCAGGCCAUACGUAUUUCCCAGGAUGGCCAAUUUAUCUACCCUCAGUCUGACCACAGACAUCACCAACAUGGAGCAGACCUACCACAGCCUUCAGUCUCUUUCAAGCCGGUCGUCUAUCUAUACACUGACGAUCACCGUCCGCGGAUCCAGAGUCUGCCCAUGCCUGCAAGACUUCGCCUUGGUUUAUGAAGCCGGGGCCUACAACCAGCUCGACUUCGCCAGGCUUACCUGGAUUGUUUCCACCUUGAUGCGAAACACACCUGUCAUUUUGUUCAUGCAACAUCACUUGGUGAAGGAAAAUGCGAACCUUGUCUUCAAUCAAUUUAAUUCGGAAGCAGGAGAGACGACGGUCACUGGAUUAGAUCAAGGAUCUGAAGAUCGAUUGGUGAACACAGCACUGGGAUUUCAGACGUUCUACGAUAUGUGGACCUGUGUCAGUUUAUAA